CACUGACAGACAUGAAUUACAGAAAUUAGAAAUGGCUGCGAUAGGUAGUGGACGGGGGACGAUGGAUUCCCAAAAUCAAGUGCAAAGUGAUACAGAAGAUCGUUUAAAAUUACUUUAUCCGAACGUAAACGAAGAUGAGACACCUUUACCUAGAUCUUGGAGCACAAAAGAUAAAUUCAGCUACAUCGGGCUGUCGCAAAAUAAUCUUCGAGUGCAUUACAAAGGUGGCUCGCCGGGCCCGGGCCGCUGUCCCCACCUGCCCUACCUCCACUUGCGCCUCUGGAUGUAUCGUCAUGGCAAGACGCACAAGGACGCCGCGAGCGUGCGCGCCACCCACCCCAUCCCCGCGGCGUGCGGCCUCUACUACUUUGAAGUGCGAAUCGUGUCGAAAGGUCGCGAUGGCUACAUGGGCAUCGGCCUCUCAGCGCACGGCGUCAACAUGAACCGUCUGCCCGGGUGGGACAAGCACUCGUACGGGUACCACGGCGAUGACGGGCACUCGUUCUGCUCGUCGGGCACGGGCCAGCCGUACGGACCCACCUUCACCACGGGAGACGUUAUCGGCUGCGGUGUUAACCUCGUCGACAAUACAUGUUUCUACACCAAGAACGGCCACCAUCUCGGCAUCGCCUUCAGAGGAUUACCCCCGAACCUGUACCCGACGGUGGGGCUGCAGACGCCGGGCGAGGUGGUGGACGCCAACUUCGGGCAGGCGCCGUUCGUGUUCGACGUGGAGGACAUGCUGCGCGAGCUGCGCGCGCGAACCCGCCUCGCCAUCGACGAGUUCCCGCUGCCCGACGCGCAGGGCCAGUGGCAGCAGGUGCUGCACAGGAUGGUGUCCUCGUACCUGGUGCACCAGGGCUACUGCAGCACGGCGCUGGCCUUCUCGCGCGCCACCGGCCAGCCCAUCGACGAGGACAUCGCCUCCAUCAAGAACAGACAGAGGAUAUCUAAGCUGGUGCUGUCGGGGCGCAUCGGAGAGGCCAUCGAGGCGACGCGGCGCGCCUACCCCGACCUGCUCGAGCGCGACCCCGACCUGCUCUUCCUGCUCAAGAUACGACAGUUCAUCGAAAUGGUCAACGGCACCGACUCCGAGGUCAGCGGCGAGCGCGCGCCCGACUGCGCCGCAGACGUCGGGGCCAACGGCGUCGCCACCUCCGUCAUCGCCCACACCGCGCACCCCGCGCACCCCGCGCCCCACGCGCCCCACGCCCCGCACGCCCCGCACGCCAACGGACAGGCUGCGCCCCACGCCAACGGAGUGGCGCUGCCGGCCGACCAGGCCACCGACAUCGACGUCGACGUCGACAUGACAUCCCCCGCCAACGGCGCGCACCACGCCCCGCACGCCCCGCACGCCCCACACCAAGAUGGCGGUCUGCCCACUGCGCCGCUCUUGAAGGGCAUGCCCGGCAUCACCACCAGCGUGGCCGCGCUCCUGCCGCGCUUUGGUGCGUACCGCUCGCCCGCCGCACGCUCGCCCACACGCCCACUCGUCCGCACGCCCACUCGCCCACUCGCCCACUCACCCACUCACCCACUCCCCACCCCGCUCACUGCGCCCCCGCGUGUGUGUGUCUGCGGGGCGGGCGCGGGGGCGGGCGCGGGUGGAGGCGCGGGCGGCGGCUGCACGCGCGCCUCCGUGGAGCGCAUGCUGGCCUUCGGGCGGGACCUCUACGCCAUGAGCCAGCGCCACACGCACGACCCCUGCCAGCGCGCCAUGCUCGAGGAGGCCUUCAGCUUGCUGGCGUACAGCAACCCGUGGGACAGCCCGGUGGGCUGGCAGCUGGAGCCCAUCCGCCGCGAGCCCGUCUGCAGCGCCCUCAACGCCGCCAUACUGGAGCUCCACGGGCGGCGCUGGAUGUCGUCAGUGGAGGCGUGCAUCACGCACGCGCGCGAGCUGCUCCGCCGCAUGGCGCGCGCCUCCCUCGGCGCCUGCGCCUUCGCCGACCUGCCCGCGCUGCUGCGCCACUGACCGCGAAAUCGCAUCGGCCCGCACGCGCCCCGCGCCCUCCCGCGCCUUUGCUCGCGCCUUCGUACGCGCACGCGCCCCCGCACGCGCCCAUGCCGCCGCGCGCUCUUAAUAUGUAUUAGUGAAGUUCAUUUGGGAGAGAGAUAAAUCAACAUCUUCACUUUAUUUAAGCAAUGUAUAAAACCCCUUCGAUAUUUUUAUCUAUGUUAUAUAAGGCGCGUGGAGUAGGCGCGGGAGACGCGUGGGGGACGCGUGGGGGACGCGUGGGGGAUGCGUGGAGGACGCGCGGGGGACGCGUGAAGCUGGCGUGUCAAGCUUGCGAUAUGCAUCUAUGUAAAAUGUGCAGAGGUUGCAUCGUGUGUAUGUAUAUACCGUGUGCUUCGUUUCACCGUCAACGAAAAUGGACGUUGUGAUAUAUAUGAGAUAAAGCUGAAAUCAAUUGUAGCACUAGUGUGACGGAGGGACUAUGCGUUGUGUAUAUUGUCUUUCAACGUAUAUUAUAGAUAUAUCGAUUAUAAAAUAUAAAAAAUGAAAUAAAAAUAGUGGGUAGUAGUACCUCGUAGGGGCGGGGGCGGGGCGAGGGGCGCGGGGUUGCGCCGCACCACUGACACACGACUGCACUGAUAUAUUUGAACAUAAAAAGUAUCGUCCCCGCGCCGGACCUACGAUAGAUUUACUUAUAAACAAACUGAAAAUAUUUACGUGUAGAAAAGUAAAGAAUUAUAAGAGUGGCCGCCGCCUUGCGUUUUCUGUGCGUUCUUUGUGUCCGUGUCGGUGUCCGUGUCGUCCUGUCGCCCGGAAGAGCGUAGCGUUAGCGUGGGGCGACUGGCGCCGGGUGUCGGGCGCCUGGUGUCGGGCGCCUGGUGUCGGGCGCCGGGCGUCGGGCGCCUGGCGUAAGGCGCCGGGCGGCGGCCAGCGCGGGACGUCUCUGCACACACUCGAAUCUGCUGGCAUGUUUUGCAAUUGCAGAAAAUAUUAAUAUGUCUGAUAAAGUUCGCUUAAAUGAUUGCUUCUUACAGCGGCGCAGUGCCGUGCUGCUGUGUGUGCGGGUGUGUGUGUGUGUGCGUGUGUGCGCGUGUGUGCACGGUCGUCCUGGCGACAGGCGUCAGGCGACAGGCGUCAGGCGACAGGCGACAGGCGACUGCCUCACGCCGAGUUGUGUAAACAUGAGUCUACAAUAUUGUUCGUAUAUUGUAUUGUUUUCUUUUUUAAUAAUAUUAUAUUGUGUUUAAACGAC
This is a messenger RNA of Papilio xuthus (Asian swallowtail), 3209 nucleotides long. RefSeq names its product Ran-binding protein M (gene RanBPM). The transcript is spliced from 13 exons. Gene Ontology annotation, molecular function: protein binding. The coding region runs from base 32 to 1975 and encodes 647 amino acids. The record is from RefSeq and is a predicted model, not a curated record. NCBI's taxonomy places the organism in Eukaryota, Metazoa, Arthropoda, Insecta, Lepidoptera, Papilionidae.